AUGGGCUCCGACGCGCUCGACUCGCUCCACCGCCGGGAGACCUCCAUCGACGCCUCCAUCUCGGGCGCGCUCGAGCACCUCCACUCCAUCUCCGCCGAUGCCACCGCCGCUUCCUCCAAGGUCCCUGCCGCCGCCCCCUCCGACUCCGCCGCCGCGGUGUUCCUGGGCUUCGUGGUGGCCUGCCGCAAGGAGGCGGACGCGCUGCGCGCCGAGAUGCCGCCGACGCGCAAGCUCUGCGUGGAUCCGGCCAAGUUCGUCAUGGACGCCGUCGCUGACGUCUUCCCCGUCGACCGCCGCGAGGUUCGGAACCGAACAUCGGCGCCGCGCGCCCGCUCGUGCGGUCGUGCCCCGGGGAAGAGAGAGACCGGUAGGUCCCAAGAAAGGCUAAAAUAA
Miscanthus lutarioriparius is the source of this 393-nucleotide messenger RNA. Lineage: Eukaryota; Viridiplantae; Streptophyta; Magnoliopsida; Poales; Poaceae. The record is from the annotation of a GenBank genome assembly.